AUGCUCGAUGUUGGAUAUUCCUAUGUCAAGGCCAGACGCGAUGGUGAUGAGCUCAAGUGGGUCCAGGGACUGUCGAAGCAGGGCCUGACCCUGACCACCGAGUUUGUUGGCCACUGCUUGAUCCUGGUCUUUGAGCCAUCAUCUGUCCAACACAUCUUGGUCAAGAACUUUGAGAACUAUCCCAAGGGCCCAGCCUUCCACAAGGCUUUUUCUCCUUUCAUGGGAACCGGCAUCUUCAACGCCGAUGGUGCUGCAUGGAAGAACCAGCGCGCGCUCGCCCGUCCUCACUUCCAGGUCACCGAGUACAAGGGUGCAGCCCAUAUCGAGACGCAGAUCAACCAGGUCUUCGGCAUCCUCGAUAAGGCCAUCGCUGCAGGCGAUGUCAUCGAUGUUCAAGAUCUCUGGUCGCGAUACACCAUCGAUACUGCCACAGGGUUCCUCUUUGGUGACUGCAUCAAUGCCCUGGACGUGCCCCAGUCCAAGUUCGUGAGCGCCUUCAACUAUACUCAAAAGAUCUGCGGCUGGAAGAUCCGUCUGUGCGAUUACCAGGGACUGGUCCCUGCCAGGGAGUUCCCUCAGAAGGUCAAGGACAUGGAUGCAGUGCUCAUGCCCAUUGUCGAUGCUGCCAUCGUCAAGGAGAUCAAGCGACGCGAUGCGACUGCGGCGGGCGAGGAGAACGAGCAUCGCCACGAUAAUCUGCUAAUGCACUUCUUGAACUCCGUGGAUGAGAACGGCAAACCAUUCGACCGCAUCUACCUUCGCGACAUGUUGAUGAACUUCUUGCUCGCUGGGCGAGACACCUCGACCAACCUGCUUACCUUCAUGUGCUAUAACCUCGGUACUCACCCCGAAGUCUUGGAGCGUGUCCGCCAGGAGAUCUUUGAGGUCGUCGGCAAGGAUCGCAAGCCCGACCACGAGGACAUCAAGAAGCUCAAGUUCCUGAAGCAGGUCAUCAACGAAACCCUACGUCUGUACCCCGCCGUGCCCUUCAACAUCAAGACUUGUCUUGAGGAUGAUGUCCUCCCCAACGGUUACUUCGUCCCCAAGGGCUCGCUCGUCGUCCACUCUUCCUAUGUGACCCAUCGCAUGAAGGAGUACUGGGGUGAGGAUGCCGAGGAGUUCGAUCCCGACCGCUGGGGACCUGAGCGUGUGAAGAUGGUCCGUCCCUUCAUGUUCUUCCCCUUCCAUGCCGGCCCACGUAUCUGCCUCGGACAGAACUUUGCCUACAACCAGGUCAUGAAUACUAUGACCCGCUUAAUCCAGAAGUACACCUGGCGUGUCGUCGAUGGCUUCGUGCCCAAACCAGAGUCUGAUAUUACCAUGUACUCCAGGAAUGGAAUGCAAAUCAUCUUUGAAAAACUCCAAGCAUAA
Molecule: messenger RNA, 1371 nt
Organism: Gamsiella multidivaricata
Lineage: Eukaryota; Fungi; Mortierellomycota; Mortierellomycetes; Mortierellales; Mortierellaceae
Product: cytochrome P450
Exons: 2
Coding region: 1-1371 (456 amino acids)
Molecular function (GO): oxidoreductase activity, acting on paired donors, with incorporation or reduction of molecular oxygen; heme binding; iron ion binding
Source: RefSeq, a predicted model, not a curated record